Neurospora tetraspora is the source of this 1390-nucleotide messenger RNA. RefSeq lists its product as uncharacterized. The record is from RefSeq and is a predicted model, not a curated record. Bases 89 to 1339 code for a protein of 416 amino acids. NCBI's taxonomy places the organism in Eukaryota, Fungi, Ascomycota, Sordariomycetes, Sordariales, Sordariaceae. The transcript has a single exon.
UUUUCGAGGCCGUCCUACCGAGCACUACCCAUCCAUCUUUACUCCCCUUCUCUUCUUAACCGCAUCAAGCUAGGGCAGCGUCACCAGUAUGGCUCACCUUCGCAGCUCCUCCUACUACCAGGACAGCCAUGAUGAUUAUGGAUCCAGCUCCAGCUCGCAUCGCCAACCAUAUCACUCCCUCCACGCCCCCAAGCAAGAGCGCCGUGGCCGCCCGGCUUACACCACCGUUCGGCCUUUCAUCAUCAACAGCCGCAACAACCCUAUUGCCCGCCCCCAUGACACCAUCAGCCAUGACCUCAACCGGCAAGUGGGAAGCUAUGUAGCAAACCGCCUCGUUCCCACCAUGCUCAGGAGCUCCGACCGCCCGGUUGAGGUGUUCAUGAACUUCGGUGAUGCAAAGCUCUCUCUGCCAGACCACGACGACCACAUUCGGGAGCCCAGGUCAGGAGCUUCUUCUCGUGGCCCAAAUUCCAUCAUUUUCAAUGCCCCAGGUUGUAGUCUGACCAUAGACGGACGAAGGUGCGACCGAUAUUGUCAUCGCUGCGACCCUCUAGACCGUGAGCACCAUGAUCGGGACCGGCAUCAUCACCUUCGCCGACGAAACAUGGAAUUGGAUCAUGAACUCGACGACCGGCAUCACCACCUUCGCCGUGAUAACAACGGUCGCAGCCGCUCCCACGUCCGCAUUACCUCCCACUCUGGAAAUCCCUCACCAUCUCCUCUUCCUCCACCCAAUCGGGACCAACACUAUCACCUUGACAGGGGACUGGACCUCAACCACGGCGGCGGGCAUCACGACCGUCACCCUCACUCGCGCUCCCACAUCCGUGUUGUUUCCCACUCCCGCAACCCCUCACCGUCUCCCCUUCCUUUACCCGGUCUCUUCCCCAUCGCAACAGCCGUAGAGAAAGCCAGUCACUCAACCCGCGGCGGCCGUGGACAUGGAAAUGGAAUAUCGCAUGCCCUCUGCCCGGGUUGUCUCAUCAAGACCACCGUCUACAAAGACGGUUACUGCGCCGAUUGCCAUCCGCCCACCUACACUCCCAACUCAAGGCGAGUGGAAACAGCCCCAAUCUCUGGUGAACGAGGUCAUGGAACCAGAGUGAGAUAUACCAGGGAUCAGGUCACCGGGGAUGGAAGCUCGAGCGAGGACGGGUGGGCGAGUGUGGAGGUUGCUUCGAGGGCCAUUGACAUGGAACGGGGGACGAACAGAGGAAGGGAUAGGGGAGGGGUGUACGAUGUUAUUACUAAUGGCGGAGGAUAUGGUCGGUCAGGCAGGAGAACAAGCAGGAGGUUGAAGCCGAGGUAUUCGGGGUAUGCUAGCGAGUCGGAUUUGUGAUUGUGAGGUGUCUCGUUGGUUGUCGUGUUGAUGGUGGUUCGUUAAAAUAAG